Dipodomys ordii (Ord's kangaroo rat) is the source of this 1957-nucleotide messenger RNA. RefSeq names its product pyridine nucleotide-disulphide oxidoreductase domain 2 (gene Pyroxd2). The record is from RefSeq and is a predicted model, not a curated record. The coding region runs from base 20 to 1771 and encodes 583 amino acids. Gene Ontology annotation, molecular function: oxidoreductase activity. The transcript has 16 exons. NCBI's taxonomy places the organism in Eukaryota, Metazoa, Chordata, Mammalia, Rodentia, Heteromyidae.
GCAAGUUCCUGUGGCUGAGAUGGCUGCCAGUGGCCCUGGCACAGGCCUCAGGAGAGCCUUGGGCGCCUUGUCCUGCUCUGCUUGGAGACAAGUUCACUCUAAAGCUGGGCGACACCUGAAGCAGGAAUACGAUGCAGUGGUGGUAGGAGCAGGACACAACGGGCUGGUGGCUGCUGCAUACCUGCAGAGACUGGGAGUGAACACGGUGGUGUUGGAGAAGCGCCACGUGAUUGGCGGUGCUGCUGUCACUGAAGAGAUCAUCCCAGGGUUUAAGUUCUCCCGAGCAUCCUACCUCCUUAGCUUGCUGCGUCCACAGAUUUACACGGACCUGGAGCUGAAGAAAUAUGGACUGAAGCUUCAUCUCCGAGACCCCUACGCCUUCACCCCCAUGCUAGAAGAAGGCAGAGGAGGCAAGGUGCCCAGGUCCCUUCUACUGGGCACAGACAUGGCAGAAAACCAGAAGCAAAUUGCCCAGUUCUCAUGGAAGGAUGCCCAGGCCUUUCCCAGGUACGAGGAGUUCAUGAGCCUCUUGGUGUUAGCCAUUGACCCCCUGCUGGAUGCAGCCCCAUUGGACAUCGCUGCCUUCCAGCACGGCUCCCUCCUGCAAAGGCUCAAGCUGCUGUCCACCCUCAAGCCCCUGGUGAAGGCAGGCCGCACUUUGGGAGCCCAGCUUCCCCAGUAUUACCAGGUCCUCACAGCCCCAAUUACUAAGGUGCUGGAUCAGUGGUUUGAGUCUGAGCCUCUAAAAGCUACUCUGGCAACAGAUGCUGUAAUUGGAGCCAUGACAAGUCCCCGCACUCCAGGGAGUGGGUAUGUGCUAUUGCAUCAUGUGAUGGGGGGUCUGGAAGGGACGCGGGGCGCCUGGGGCUAUGUCCAAGGAGGCAUGGGUGCCGUCUCUGAUGCUAUCGCCAGCUCGGCCACUGCGCAUGGAGCAAGUAUCUUCACUGACAAGCCGGUGGCUAAGGUGCAGGUGAACCACGAGGGCCGUGUUGAAGGAGUCCUGCUGGAGGAUGGUCUGGAGAUCAAGAGCAGAGUGGUGCUGUCCUGUGCGUCACCACAGGUCACCUUCCUGAAGCUGACACCACAGGACUGGCUUCCAGAGUCUUUCCGGGAGAGAAUCUCCCAGCUGGAUACACAGUCUCCUGUCACCAAGAUCAAUGUGGCUGUAGACAGGCUGCCCAACUUCCUGGCAGCCCCCAGUGCUCCCAAGAACCAGCUGCUGCCCCAUCACCAGUGUUCCAUCCACCUGAACUGUGAAAACACGCUGCUCCUCCAUCAGGCCUUCGAAGAGGCCGUGGGUGGCCUGCCCUCCCGCAGGCCUAUGAUCGAGCUCUGCAUCCCGUCCUCGCUGGACCGCACCCUGGCUCCGCCCGGCUGCCAUGUCAUCUCCCUCUUCACCCAGUUCACACCCUACACAUUGGCAGGAGGCAGAGUCUGGGAUGAGCAGGAGAGAAAUGCCUAUGCAGACAGAGUGUUUGACUGCAUUGAGGACUACGCCCCAGGCUUCAAGGCCUCUGUGGUGGGCAGAGACAUCCUCACACCACCCGACCUGGAGAGGAUCUUUGGGCUUCCUGGAGGGAACAUAUUCCACUGUGCCAUGUCUCUAGACCAGCUCUACUUUGCCCGCCCUGUACCCCUGCACUCUGGCUACCGCUGCCCUCUCCCAGGCCUGUACCUCUGCGGAAGUGGGGCCCAUCCUGGAGGCGGUGUUAUGGGUGCCGCCGGACGCAAUGCAGCCCAUGUGGUCUUUGAGGACCUCAAGAACAUGUGAUGCUGGGCCAACAAGGAGAAGAACUCAUCCCAGAAUUUCAAAGACCCCGAACUGGGCCACCACCCAGAAAGCUCUGCUCCCAAGAAAGCUGUAUGAGGAAGCCAUCUAUAAGCUGAGCCCGUGUCAAAGCAGCGUGCCAGUUACCCUGUGCCCCAGGCCUCCCGAACAAAUUGGGUUUGUGUUAUU